This is a messenger RNA of Aphanomyces invadans, 1456 nucleotides long. RefSeq lists its product as hypothetical. The coding region runs from base 13 to 1293 and encodes 426 amino acids. NCBI's taxonomy places the organism in Eukaryota, Oomycota, Saprolegniomycetes, Saprolegniales, Verrucalvaceae. The record is from RefSeq and is a predicted model, not a curated record. The transcript has a single exon.
GUUUCCACCAUCAUGCUUGGCCGAUUCGGCCACCACUGGCGAGUACCCUACGUGCUGACAUCAUGCUGCCGCUUCUUCGCAACAACUCAAUCCUUUGAAGAUAUACUCGCCGUAGCGAAGGUCGUGCAUGCGAAGUCCAAAAAUCGAUUCACCUCGCUUCCGUCGAGGUUUGUCGUACCUGACAAUGAUGAUUUUCCAGCCCACCUCCGAGGGAAAAGUCUCGCUGUCUCAGAAUUGCGACGGCAAUACAAAAAUCGCAACGUGCCACAAGCUCUCGUCCGUCAGUUUAAUGCGCUAUCAUUCGUGUGGAAUGUCAACGCCCACAAGAGUGCGCUUCGACUGCAAGCGUUGACCACAUACAAGAAUUUGCAUGGCCAUUUGAACGUCCCUCGCAAUUUCACAGUUCCUCGCGACGACAAGCAAUGGCCCACGGACACGUGGGGGCUUUCUCUCGGUGCUGCCGUCCACAACAUGCGGACCGGUCAUCUCCUGCUGCAUCCCGGCCACGAAGCGGCGUUCCUUGCGUUAGGGUUCACGUGGGACGUCAAGAACACGCAGUGGGAAUCCAACCUUGAAGCUCUCAAGCAUUUCAUCCGACUGCAUGAACACUCCCACGUUCCAUAUCGCUUUGUCGUGCCCGAUGACGAUCCCGAGUGGCCUAUUCACAUGCACGGGCUACCGCUUGGACGCGUCAUGGCGUCCUGGCGGCAUAUCGGCGCGGACGAUAUGCCUCCGGACCGCCGCGCCGCGCUGGAUGCAUUGGAUUUCGUGUGGAACGCAUGGGACCAUCAAUGGGCGCGGAACUUGGACGCGUUGACGGCGUACGUGAAGCAGCAUGGUGAUGCCCUUGUGCCCAAGCGGUUCGUCAUUCCUGACCAAGACCCAUCAUAUCCCGAGCACACGUGGGGCCUGGCGCUGGGUUCUGUUGUCCAUUCGACCCGCAACCGCAUGGACGACCUACCAAGGUCUCACCACGAUGCCCUGGACCACGUCGGGAUGAUCUGGGACCCGUUAGACCAUCAAUGGAACCAAGUCGUAGUGGCCCUUCGCACCCACGAGAAACUAUUCGGCCAUCUGCGCAUCGCUACCAAAUUCAAAGUACCGUUGAACGACCCCAAGUGGCCGACAGAGACAUGGGGCCUGCACCUUGGAAGCCUCGCGACACAAAUUCGACACCGCGCAGACGCGAUGGCCAUGUCCCAAGCCGACGUUCUCGCGAUGAUCGUUCGUCAGGACGAGCAAGACGAGCUGGAGGAUGCGAUGACUGAACCCACAGCGGUGCCGUUACCGUGAACAACAUGCCAUUGCAAGAUUUUGUAGGAAUCGCAUGUAUCGAACACCUUAGAAUGGAAGCGUCGCCGACGCUUGUUCGUACACUCCGAAAAAGACAAAUCCGCCGAUAGUAAUCCACGUAGUUCGAGGCUUGACGCCCGAAAACAACGUCUGCCAUCCUUCC